AUGGAAUCUCUGCUUAUAUUGAAUACUACACGAGGCAUAAAGAAAACUGUAAGGUUCAAUAGAACAAUGGCAGGCUGCGGCCGGGCAACACGAGACGGGCUUUCCGGCGAAGGCUCAGACGAGCCGCCGCUUACUGGAGAGAGGCACGCCCAUCACUAUGUACAACCACGCACGGCUACACCACACAGGCUAGGAUUGAACCGCGUUUAUAUAAAGAGUUCAGAGGGUCUCGAAAAUAUGAAUGAGUCGGGGUAA
Danaus chrysippus (African queen) is the source of this 255-nucleotide messenger RNA. The record is from the annotation of a GenBank genome assembly. Lineage: Eukaryota; Metazoa; Arthropoda; Insecta; Lepidoptera; Nymphalidae.